AUGGGGCUGGGCACUUGCGAGUCUCUGGCAGGAACCACUCGUCCAAUUGACGAAUGCAAACUCUCAGAGCAGUGGAACCAGCACAGUAAAGACCCGUUCCCCAUCUACACAGCGAUCGACAAGCAAUGCAAACAGCGUGAGGAAGGAGACCCCUGGUUUGAGAUCAGUCCACAUGAAGCGGGUUAUUCUCUCACUGGAGCGUUUGUGGAAACAUCCAGCUUCGGCAGCCAGUUUACAAAUAAGAUGAAGAAGCAGGAUGAAAUGGACAUGCUUUACCUGCAAGCUCUGUGCAGCAGUGUUUUAGCUGAUGAAGAGGAGAUCUGGAAGUGGAUAAAAGCUCUUUUAUUACCUGAAAUAAAAACGGCAUCAGAGAAAACGAAGCAAGACCCACACUCCCCACCUAUAGACCAAUGUUACCAGGUGCUCUUGAACCUUGUGGACAUGAACCUCACUGUGUUGAAAGGCACUGAUCCUUCUGCUCUUGAUCAGUGCAUCAGAACAACACUGACCGACCUCUCUGGAGGUAAAAAACAGCUGAUUUAUCAAUUAGAAAAACUGAACGAAGAUAAAACUGCUGGUAAAAAAGCAGCCAAACAGUACAUGAUGCAGUACACCAUGGAUGUAUGCAACUAUUUCAGUUUGGAGCGCAAGCUCAAUUCAUGGCCAUUUGAUCUUUUGAUUAGCAUCUGUAGAUGCAUUGCUCAGUGGAUCUGGGGCAGGCAUUAUAACUUCCUCCACAGCAUGACAGAUGAAGCAGUGCCUGCUGCUCUUCUGGAAGGUGAGACGAGAGACUAUGAAGACGCCGGACUGUUGCUGAACUCAUCCUACUUCUCAGUGCUGAGAGAAGAACGAGACAUUGACCUCAUCAUUUCCCUGGAUUUCAGUGAUGGCGAUCCUUUCAUGACAGUGACGCAAACCGCUGAGAUGUGCAAGAAACUGAAGAUCACUUUCCCUGAAGUCAACAUUACCAGUGAGGACGUGAAGAAACCAAAGGCCUUCUAUGUGUUCAAAGGCAAAGACGCUCCAACCGUGAUUCACAUGCCUCUGUUUAAUCUGGCCAACUGUGGAGAUAAAAUUGAUGUCUGGAGGAAGAAAUAUGGCACCUAUCAGGUUCCUUACAGCGCUGAGAUGAUCGCUGAACUUCUGCAGGUCUCUGGGAAGAACUUCUCAAUCAACAGAGCCAAACUGCUGGAGCAGAUCCGAGCGGUCGCCGAGGCUAAAUAUUUCCAGGCACAAGCACGACAAAUCUAA
Molecule: messenger RNA, 1251 nt
Organism: Carassius auratus (goldfish)
Lineage: Eukaryota; Metazoa; Chordata; Actinopteri; Cypriniformes; Cyprinidae
Product: cytosolic phospholipase A2 gamma-like
Exons: 11
Coding region: 1-1251 (416 amino acids)
Biological process (GO): glycerophospholipid catabolic process
Cellular component (GO): nuclear envelope; cytosol; nucleoplasm
Molecular function (GO): calcium ion binding; calcium-dependent phospholipid binding
Source: RefSeq, a predicted model, not a curated record